Coregonus clupeaformis (lake whitefish) is the source of this 1502-nucleotide messenger RNA. RefSeq names its product KATNB1-like protein 1. The coding region runs from base 118 to 1053 and encodes 311 amino acids. The transcript has 11 exons. NCBI's taxonomy places the organism in Eukaryota, Metazoa, Chordata, Actinopteri, Salmoniformes, Salmonidae. Gene Ontology annotation, cellular component: nucleolus. Gene Ontology annotation, molecular function: microtubule binding. The record is from RefSeq and is a predicted model, not a curated record.
AUCCUCACCGCACUUCCUUUAACCUUCCUAUAACGCUCCCCAGGCAGAGAGGGUAGAUUCCAGGUAGAUCCCACGAAGACGCCAGCAAAUCUGUCUGUGAUCGUACCCUGUCAUUACAUGAUACCAUCUUCACACACAGGGAUAUUCAUGAUGGACUCGGAGGAGCAUGAUAGUGACGAGGGAGAAUAUCAAUGCCUUGAAGAGCAGGACAUGAUCCAGUGCAGAGUACCCUACUCUCAUGCAAAGAACACCAAGGAGUUGGAUUUCUGUAAUAAGGAAGACCUUAAUAAGAAGAGAUGUCCGGCAGGUCGUUCAGGGAACAACCCUGGGAGACAGAAGCGGGUUGUGUCAUGUAAGAGGAAGACGCACCAUCUCACUAUCAGUCGGAGGAAGCAGCCUGCCACAGUGAGGACUUAUGAUGUGGCCAACAAGGAGAACGAAAUGGCCUGUGUGCAGGACAUGGAAGAGAUGUUCUACAUGGACCCAUGGGAGUUUCCACUCACUGCCCCCCAUCAUAACAAGACUGAUGAGGCUGGUUCAAAAGACAGUGACUACUUCACAGAGUUGUCAAAGGACCACAACACAAUGACAGAUGUGCUCUUUGGAAGAAAUCUGAGACUGAGUGUUGCUUUGACCCUUUGGCAAAGAAAUGUUGGAGAACUGCUUACAUAUUUUUUAAGAAUCCAAGACACUGGUGUGUUUGUUGAUUUUCUUCCAGUGAUAACAAAAAGCCUUGAUGGUGAGUCAGCGUCACCCAGCGUUUCCAUUGGCUGUUGUGUUGACCUUUUCCCCCUUGUUGAAAAGGUCCUCACUAGUCAAUAUGAAGAGCACCUGGUAGUUGGUUUAGGAUGGGUACAAUCAGUAUUAAGACAUUGGUGGCCAGAGCUCUCAGCAAGUGGAAGAACUGACACUCAAUCUAUUGAUGGAAAUGUUCGAGUGUUCAAACAGCAGCUAAAGGAGUUUUGGAACCAGGAGCCUAAUUUGAGUUCAGUUCCAGGAAGUGCAGGUGAAAUAGCAAAGUUUAUAGACUAUUACCUGUUACAAUUGCCCUGAUCGCAAUGGUGGCCCAUGCCAAGCUCCAGUCCAGUCCUGAUGACUUGUUGUUGUAAAGUUGGAAAACUCAUUAGAAAUUUGCUGCACCACGGGAAAACUCAUAAGAACACAAUGGACUUGUGACACGAUGAUCUGCACUACUUGACGUUUGAUGUGGGGAAAAGCAUUACCAGAUUCAUUUGAGGGCUGCUAAACAGUGCCCAAAGAGUGCCCCGCUGAAGAGUGCCAGAGAGCCACUCCAGACAAUGAUUGUGCCUUGUUCUUUUUGAAGCAUUUUAAUUACAAUUUCAGAUGACCAACACUUGUCCACAAUUGCUAACAUGACUUCACCUCACAACAUUUCAAUGGUACGAAAUUAAUCCAAAGGAUGAAAGUGUGUGCUAUUGAUUGGUUACAGUAGAGAACCAAUCGAAGUUGUGUUGGAUGAAUUAAAAUGGUACCUGAAGCUG